Molecule: messenger RNA, 1420 nt
Organism: Liolophura sinensis
Lineage: Eukaryota; Metazoa; Mollusca; Polyplacophora; Chitonida; Chitonidae
Product: myotrophin-like
Biological process (GO): protein K6-linked ubiquitination
Cellular component (GO): BRCA1-A complex; BRCA1-BARD1 complex
Molecular function (GO): protein binding; ubiquitin-protein transferase activity
Source: RefSeq, a predicted model, not a curated record
CUACUUCCGGUAAAAUUGCUGGAUCGCUGGCUUGUGAAAAAAAAUAUUUUGUACACAUUAUUAUUGUGGAUAACGAAUACACACAGCUCACAAACAUGGGGGAUUCUUUUGUUUGGAGUUUGAAAAACGGUGAACUGGAACAAGUACGCAAAAUCGUGGAGGCUAAGGGACCAGAGGUCAUCAAGAAGGAAAUAGAAAAUGGAAGGAUGGCACUUCACUUUGCUGCUGACUAUGGACAGACAGAUGUGAUGGAAUAUUUAAUAUCAAAAGGUGCUGAUGUUAAUCAACAAGAUAAGCAUGGCAUUAGCCCGUUGCUGGCUGCAAUAUGGGAAGGUCACACAAGUUGUGUUAAAUUGCUCUUGGAAAAGGGUGCCAAGAAAGACGGCAAGUCUCCAGAUGGAAGCCGCUUAAUAGAAUGUGCUGAAACACAGGACAUUAAGGACUUGCUCAAGUAACGUGUUUGAACAAUGUUUUGAUGGGGCACAGGAAUAAACAAGGCCUUGUAUGAGUGGGAGCUUAAGAUGUCUAGUGGAAGAGGCCUGGAGUUCACAUUGGAUCACUGUAUAUCUUGCAUCGCUGUGGUCACAUCCCAGUAUAAUCAAGCUCAAGCAUGGACUCCUCUAUGUUUUUUUUCUUUCUUUCUCUUUAACUUUACGUUAAUGUUUUACACAUCUUUUGCAUGACCACCAUGUCUUGUAAGUUGUUCCGAACCUUUGUAAUCAAGUCAUGUUCUUGAACAAGAAUCAUUUUUUAUUUUAGUAUGUCUAAUUUGGUGGCAGUUGCUAAUGCUACUUGUGUUUUUAAUGUACUCAAAGUUAUGAAUUUUGGGUCUGCUGAUAAUUACUUACAUGCAUAACCAGUUUCUGCCAUGGUUUAUAACAAUUUUUUAUAGUUUUUUAUUUUUGUUCAUAUAUGUUCUGUGGUAUGACCAGAAUAUAACAGGGAACAAGAAAGAAAUGUGAACUGUAGAUGAGUAGUCAAAAAACUUAAAUCAAAGUUUUGCUGUUUCAUGUUCUGGGUGAUGUCAGCAGCUAUUGCUGAAGGUAUAUUCUGUCCAUAUUAAAACAGUUAAAUGCUUUUCCUUUAUGUAAUCAAAUGUAUCAAUACCAUAUCCUCUAUAUACCAAGCAUUCAUUUAAAAUAUUUGUGGUCUCAAUGAGAAAAUUCAUUCAAAAGCCACUUUCACAAAUUCAUUUUUACAUAAAUUUUUUGUCCAGGUUAAAAUGGUACAAAGCAAAACAACUUCUGAGGAAAGCUAUGAAAAUGGAUUUGACAAGUUUCAUGAAAGUUGGCCGAAAAGUACAUGUAUGUAUAAAUUAAUAUUAUUACAGCACAUGUUUAAGAUGUAUUUAAUAUACAAGGACCAUGGCUCUGAAAGAGAACCAUCAACCGUUGUGGGGUUUUUUUCUUGUGGAAGAUAU